AUGACAGGACCUGCUGAUAAUCACGACGAGAUUAUCCAGCAGCAUAGGCUCAACUUGCCUGGAUGGGAUCUCCCCCUCGAUACGUACAAUGCGAAUCUUGACUUUGAGGGAAGUGAUGCAGGGCACGGGGACCCCUGGAUCUGGUCGCAUAAGAUACCAGAGCUCCCAGAGAAGAGCAUUUACGACGAUACGAAGUCCUUUUGGCUCACACGCCGUACUGUUCUCGAGAACUGCAUAAUCGGUGUAGUCAAUGCUAUAACAAACCGACCAGACUGGACGAAAAAGCUUAAACGUCCGGAAAUUCGCAAUCGCUGGAGGGCAGAGAUGCGUGGAGUAUUGACAAAGGCAGUCCAAGAAUCUUCUAAAUUGGAGCUAGACCGCUACGUCAAAGAUAAUAACCACGAAGAACUCGAGCCUGCUCGUCAGGCCGUUGUCCAACGUGCAGUCGACUUCUGCAUCGAAGAGCUCGACCACAAAGCUAAGCAGAUCCUGGAGAAGGGAUACACUACUAUUCUCGGACUAGGAAAUGCCGACAUCGUUAAGUCAGAUACAGCUGUUCCGAAUAUUUUAAAACAAAGAUUGCAAAGCCUUGCUCGUAGGCUAGAGGACAGCCAAACCACCAUCAGCUGGCAACCAGGACAAGAGGGCGUCGUCCGGAACUUAAUCCACCCAUCAAAACACCCUCUGAAAUAUGGCCGGUCGAAGAUUGCAGCCGGCAGCGUACCUUUGAGAGAUGCUUUUGCAUACUCUAAUUGCGGCCAAACGAUUCCCCUUCCCUCUAAACAGACAAAGUUUUAUUCUUCACGUUUCCAGUGGCUACCUGCAGAGGUCCAGUUUACUUCAACUGGCAAUGCGCAAUUCGCAAGCCUGAUCAACGGCCUUGAUUAUGAGAAACAUCGCGAGCUCUACAGCGCCCUGGCCGAGCUCAUCGAUCACUGCCUCCCGCUCUGGGAGCAAUGCUUGCCGCUCGCACGCGGUAAUGAUCCCCGACGCUGUCCUUGUAACUACGAGGAUGAUUGCUGGACGGCUCCCAGCACUGUUACGGAGGAGUGCGAAGAUCAGUCUUCCCUAGCUUAUUAUAGCGCCAGUCCUCCAUACUGGAUGCGUGACGCGGACGAGGCUACCAAAGAUCGCUGGCGAUAUCGAUUCCCCAGCUGCCCGCCUCCCAUGGCUUUCCAGCAGUUCGCCAAUUUGAUCGACGAGACGCCUAAAAUAGACCUGCGGCGGGAUUACGAGUCCCUCCAGGUCAUCGUCAAGAUGUCCAAUGUGAUACUGACCCCGGAGCGACCACAAUCUAAGGAGGUCGCCUGGCAUGUGGAAGGACUCGCGAACGAACAUAUAUGCGCAACUGCUAUCUACUAUUACGAUUUCGAUAACAUCGCCUCCAGCCAUGUGUACUUCCGGACACCUGCGACUAUGGGCGAAAUAACUCACGGUCAGAUGGAUUACCGGGGUCUACGGCGCGUCUUUGGCACAGAACUCACCGACGCACCAGCCAUACAACAAGUUCCGAUGGCCACCAACGUCGAGGGUCGUGUACUUGUUUUCCCCAAUGUGUUCCAGCACAAGGUCCCGCCGCUCAAGCUUCAAGACCCCUCCAGGCAGGGCCACCGCAAGAUCAUCGUCCUCUGGCUCGUUAACCCCCAGAAGCGCAUUAUUUCCACGGCCAACGUCGGUCCUCAGCAAAAGGAGGCUGCUAUCGAUCGGCUCGCCGGCACAUUGAGAGGCGCAAAGCUCCCUGCCAAAGUUUUUGACAUGAUCGUAAGAGAAAGUUAUGGAGACUUGCCGAGUGCUGACGAAGUGCCGCGAAUACAGAAGGAGUUGAUGGAUGAGCGCACAGGGACGGGGGCUGACUACAGUAACAUCGAGCGAGAGUAUAACUUUUGCGAGCACUAG
Molecule: messenger RNA, 1896 nt
Organism: Fusarium tjaetaba
Lineage: Eukaryota; Fungi; Ascomycota; Sordariomycetes; Hypocreales; Nectriaceae
Exons: 2
Coding region: 1-1896 (631 amino acids)
Source: RefSeq, a predicted model, not a curated record